Messenger RNA from Quercus lobata, 369 nucleotides. RefSeq lists its product as uncharacterized. The coding region runs from base 1 to 369 and encodes 122 amino acids. The record is from RefSeq and is a predicted model, not a curated record. Gene Ontology annotation, molecular function: RNA-DNA hybrid ribonuclease activity; nucleic acid binding. Lineage: Eukaryota; Viridiplantae; Streptophyta; Magnoliopsida; Fagales; Fagaceae. The transcript has a single exon.
AUGAAGGUGAAACCAGUUAGAGUUGAGAAAUGGAAGCCUUCGGAUAGUGGUUGCCUCAAGACUAACUUUGAUGGGGCAGUCUUUGCAGACUCGGGUGAAGCUAGGAUUGGGGUGGUUAUUAGGGACUCUCGGGGUCAGGUCUUGGCCUCACUCUCUGAGAGAAUCCCAAACCCCUCCUCUGUUGCUGUUCUGGAUUUGCUGGCAGCGAGGCAUGCUAUCACGUUAGUUAAGGAGCUUGGUCUGGAUGGUAUUGUCUUAGAAGGCAAUUCAGAAAUUAUCAAUGCUCUCGAGAAUGGUGAUAUGUUCAACUCAACAUAUGGACACCUCCUCAUUAACAUUCUGUCUCUUUUAGACUCUUUGAAGAGUUAG